This is a messenger RNA of Ahaetulla prasina, 2711 nucleotides long. RefSeq lists its product as uncharacterized. The coding region runs from base 1 to 2595 and encodes 864 amino acids. The record is from RefSeq and is a predicted model, not a curated record. NCBI's taxonomy places the organism in Eukaryota, Metazoa, Chordata, Lepidosauria, Squamata, Colubridae. The transcript has 2 exons.
AUGACUAUCACCAUAGACCACGCAGCUACCCACGUCGAAGAAAAGAUCUUCACGAACCCGAAAAUUGAGGGUGUGCCGUGCCAACUGGAAGUAGACACAGGAUCAGCAAUCACAAUUAUGUCCUGGGACACUUUUGUGAAAGCCUUGCCGCACAUCGCCAAGUGCAAGCUACAAAAACAACGGCUCCGGGUGCAAGAUUACCAAGGCAAUCGCAUCCCUGUUCGAGGGACAACGACCGUCUGGGUAGAGUACGGGCAGCACAAGAAGACCCUGCCCAUCACGUUAGUCGAGGGAACCUUGCCUAGCUUGCUGGGACUGGACUGGUUCCGGGCAUUGGGCAUGGGGGUGACUGGCAUCCACCGAAUCGGAUGCGACCUGCAAGAUGCCCUAAUGGAGGAAUUCGCAGAGGUAUUCGAGGACCGCCUAGGCAAGUACAAGGGGACCCCUAUCUCUUUCAAUUUAGACCCCCAAGUAGCCCCCAUUCGGUUAAAGGCAAGGAGGGUUCCCUUUGCCCUCAAGCCAAAAAUUGAUAGAGAGAUAGAUAAAUUGGUCAAUCAGGGGAUACUGGUGCCAGUCGACCAUGCUAAGUGGGAAACGCCAAUCGUUACUCCCAUAAAGCCAGACGGGUCAAUCAGAAUUUGUGCAGACUACAAAGCUACCCUGAACAAAGCCUUACAAAAAAGCGCCUAUCCAGUUCCCGUGGUGCAACACUUGUUGCACUCACUAGGGCACGGACAAGUUUUCGCCAAAUUAGAUUUGGCACAAGCCUACCAACAACUACCAGUAGACGCCAGCACAGCUGAAGCCCAAACCAUUGUAACGCACCGAGGUGCCUUUAAAUGCACUCGGUUACAGUUCGGGGUGAGUGUAGCCCCUGGGCUAUUCCAAAAUUUGAUGGAGCGACUCCUACAAGGGCUACCAGGAGUCGUGCCCUAUUUCGAUGACGUGUUGAUAUCGGGGGAAAACUUGAAAGAACUGGGAGAGCGGCUGAGGAAAGUUUUGGCCGUUUUUCGGUCAGCUGGCCUGAAAGUUAAAGCAAAAAAAUGCCAGAUUGGGGUCGAGUCUGUUGAGUUUUUGGGCUAUAGGAUAGACAAGAAGGGAAUUCACCCCACUGAGAGCAAAGUGAAAGCAAUAAAGAGAGCCCCAGCACCCAAAAACAAGACAGAGCUUCAGGCUUUCCUGGGUCUGGUAAACUUUUAUGCAGUAUUUCUAAGGAACAAGGCAACCGUUGCUGAACCGUUACACAAAUUGCUAGGAAAAAACUCUGUUUGGUCUUGGGGAAAGCCAGAGAGCAGGGCAUUUGAGGCAGUCAAAGACUUGCUAUCAGGCGAAAGCCUGUUAAUCCAGUAUAAUAGCAGACUGCCGUUAGUAUUGGUAUGUGAUGCAUCUCCCUAUGGAGUAGGAGCUGUACUUAGCCACAGACUCCCAAACGGCACUGAAGCCCCUAUAGCGUUCUAUUCACGAACAAUGUCCCCGGCUGAGAGGAAUUACAGCCAGCUAGAUAGGGAGGCUCUCGCAAUAGUGUCAGGGGUGAAAAAAUUUCACGAAUACGUUUUUGGGCGAGAUUUCGAAAUUGUCACUGAUCACAGACCGUUAUUGGGGUUACUGGCUGGCGACCGCCCAACGCCAGUAGCACUCUCACCUAGGCUGACCAGAUGGACUAUCUUUUUGGCCGCAUACUCCUACAAGCUGCAGCAUCGGCCUGGAAAGGAGCUGGGGCAUGCGGACGCAUUGAGCAGAUGCCCAUUGCCAGGGGAAAUCGAGGACCCCACCCCGGGCACACCCGUCCUACUAAUUGACUCUUUGGGUUCGGGGCCAGUCACAUCGCAGGAAGUGGCUCGGGCCUCCUACCGGGACGUUGUUUUAAGGACUGUAAUCGGUUGGGUUCAAAGGGGAUGGCCCGCGGCGCGGGGCGACCGUUCCAAGGAAUUUGUAAAGAAAAAAGGGGAAUUGUCCGUACAAGGGGGGUGCCUGCUCUGGGGGGAUAGGGUGGUAGUCCCCGAGAAACUGAGGAAAAAAGUUCUGGAACUCCUGCAUGAGGGUCACCCAGGAAUUGUGAGGAUGAAGGGUUUGGCUAGGAGCUAUGUCUGGUGGCCCCUAAUGGACAGGGAAAUCAGAGACUCAGUAUGGGCACAUAAUUACAGCGACGGCCCAAACUGGAAGAGGGGGAUAGUAAUAGACAAAACGGGCCCCAAAUCUUAUCUAGUGGAACUAGACGAUGGCAGAGUCUGGAGGCGCCACAUAGACCAAUUAAGAAACAGAUUGAGCGAUAAGGCAGAAUCAGGCGAGACCAGCCCUGACUAUGAUUUAAUUAACCCCACAGCUGACUGGAGCCGAGAACAAACAGAAAUCGUAAGCAAAGAACCAAACAGAGACUUAUCUGAGUCAGGCGAGGUCCAGCGACACCCUCCGGUCCCUCUAGAGGACAGCAGGCCCGAGCCGGCGAAUAAUCCAGGGCCGGAUGGCCGGGAGGAGGAGCUCAGAGGAACGAAAAGUCCCUCCGGCACGCUCGACUCAACUCCAGAAAGUGAACUGCGCAGGUCCGGGAGAGUCAGGAGACGCCCCACGUACCUGCAGGACUACGUAGAGAAGUAGUAUGCAAAUAUUGGCAAAGUGCCUUCUGGGAGGGAAGGAGUGUAAUGUAUUACUGUAAGUUUUGGCGGGAGUUUUAGGCGGGAAAUAUCUCGUUUCUGAUUGGAUGCAGCCUCAGG